AUGACACGACACGCUAGAAAUUGUACGGCUGGUGCUGUUUAUACAUAUCAUGAAAAAAAGAAAGAUGCAUCAGCCUCGGGUUACGGUACAAAUACCCAGAGAGUAGGAAAAGAUUCCGUUAAGGAUUUCGAUUGUUGUUGUCUCACAUUACAACCUUGUAGAAAUCCUGUCAUAACGAAAGACGGUUACUUAUUUGAUAAAGAAGCAAUCUUGGAAUAUGUUUUAACCAAGAAAAAAGAGUAUGCAAGGAAGAUGAGGGAAUAUGAAAAGCAAAAGCAGCAUGAACAGGACAAAAAUAAUGAAAAAACUGCUAAUGAAGAGCUGCAGAAAUUACAAAAGUUUUUGAAAGGAGAGAAAAAUAUUGUUUCUAGAAGUCAAAUCCUUACUGAAGAAUCAGGUUCUUCAGUCUCAAAUAUGAGCAAUGGCAAAGAUAAACUGUUACCAAGUUUUUGGAUUCCUUCUAAGACACCAGAGGCAAAAGAAACUAUGUUACAAAAACCAGAUAAAACAAUUUACUGUCCUAUUAGUGGAAAACCAUUGAAAAUAAAGGAUCUUAUUCCUGUGAAAUUUACUGAAGUAAAGGAUCCAGAUGAUAGAAAAUCUCUCAUUGUUAAGCAAGCAAGAUACAUGUGCCCAAUUACACAUGAUAUUUUAAGUAACAGUGUACCAUGUGCAAUUAUAAGGACAACUGGUGAUGUGAUUACAAUGGAAUGUGUAGAAAAAAUUAUAAAAAAAGAUUGGAUCAAUCCUUUAGAUAGUACAAAAUUGAGAGAAUCAGAUAUUAUACCUCUCCAAAGGGGUGGGACUGGAUAUUCAGCUGUCAAUGAUUGCUUAGAAGGGAAACAUGAAAGGCCAGUAUUACAAGCAUAA
Habropoda laboriosa is the source of this 870-nucleotide messenger RNA. RefSeq names its product nitric oxide synthase-interacting protein homolog. Gene Ontology annotation, cellular component: nucleus. The record is from RefSeq and is a predicted model, not a curated record. Gene Ontology annotation, molecular function: ubiquitin protein ligase activity. The transcript has 5 exons. NCBI's taxonomy places the organism in Eukaryota, Metazoa, Arthropoda, Insecta, Hymenoptera, Apidae. The coding region runs from base 1 to 870 and encodes 289 amino acids.